This is a messenger RNA of Musca domestica (house fly), 6198 nucleotides long. RefSeq names its product protein WBSCR14 homolog (gene Mondo). Gene Ontology annotation, cellular component: nucleus. The transcript has 15 exons. Gene Ontology annotation, molecular function: RNA polymerase II cis-regulatory region sequence-specific DNA binding; protein dimerization activity; DNA-binding transcription factor activity, RNA polymerase II-specific. Lineage: Eukaryota; Metazoa; Arthropoda; Insecta; Diptera; Muscidae. The coding region runs from base 1290 to 5330 and encodes 1346 amino acids. Gene Ontology annotation, biological process: regulation of transcription by RNA polymerase II. The record is from RefSeq and is a predicted model, not a curated record.
AAGUGUUUGAAGAACGGCAAUAUCAUGUGUUAGAUUCACCCUCCACAUAUGUCUGUCUGUCGCUUCUGCAAGCGUAUAAGCAGUGGCAGUACGUCUAUUAUAAGCAAUGCUGACAUCGUUUUGUUAUCAAUUAUAAAUUUCCAAUUCGAUUGGUCAGCCAGCAGGCGUUGAGGGUGAAGAAUCGAAAUAGAAACAAAGGCAACAUGGUGACUGCAUUAGCCAACGUCCCAGCAGCCAAGAUACGAAAGUACAAAAGAAAACAAAUUGAUUAAAGUGCCAAUUGAAUGCGAGUAAAACAAUAAUAGUGAGCGAGCGUAAAUGUAUCGGUACGAGAAUAUGAAAGCAUACAAAACAAAGAGUAAAGGCAGAAGGUAGAGGAAAGUCGAGCCCACCUCCUAUAGGAAGAGCGAUAUAGUGGAACCUCUUAUACUGAUAAGACCGAUGAACAAAUGUAAAGAGAAUUAAUAGCCCAUUCGUGAAAUGCUAAAGAGUACAAAGAAACAAUUAAAAUAAAAACAGCAACAACAACAACAACAACAGAUCAGAGACUGUUAAAACCUUUACAAACCAAACCAAAAACAAAAUAUAGGUUUAUAUAGUAAACUAACUAAAGUGCAAAAAAAAAAAAAAAAAAAAAACGUGGAAGUAACCGGAGAAGGCGAAGGAGACAGACGACGUAAUUUCAAACUAUCUACUCAAGUCGAGUAGAGUGAGAGAACAAUUCAAAUUAAUGUUGACUAGGAAAAGACGUUAACGUUCAUUCGUUCAGUGCCGAUUGUGAAAUGGAAAAGAUAUCAUCGCAAAUGUUAAGGAAUUCAAAUAUUAACAACAACAACAACAAUCAAGCUGAUUAUAAACGGUCGACCAUAACAAACACCACCCCGUCCGAUAGCGGUAAUGCUAAUAAAGAUUUAUCUUUAACAAGGCAAAAACAGCAAGCGCACAGCAGCCAAGUGACUUUAAAUCGUAAUCGCAGCAGUUGUGGCAGUAGGAACCGUGUUAACUUCAACAUUGUCUUAUCGCCCACAAGUACAACCAUGUCUGCUGUGACGAUAACCUCUUGAUUUGUGUGUAUUGUCCUCCUUUUGUAUGUCUGUACUUCGUGUUGACUUGUUGUACGGUGCACACAGUUGUCGGCUGUGAAGUCCUUCAAAUUGAUUGACUGAAUUCGGUCGGAUGUCAGUGAAGUGUCCAUAUAAGGAACCGUCUCAACCUAUUUCUUCAACUCUAUUCAGCAGCUUCUAAAUGUGUGUAUUUUCCAUUGAAACAAUUAUAUCCGAACGUUUAAUAUGAUACUAAAUAUGUCGAAUAAAUUUAAUAACUUUCAACAUAUCGCUGUGAGUGUUUCGGCAGCCUCCACGUCUGCAAUGAGUAUGCAGGGGCCAUCUACUUCGGCGUCAUUAGCUGCUUCCAGCAAUGCUCUGUCGGCUCCAAAUAUAUUUUCGCAAGAUUCAAAUUCGUCUAUAAAUUCCAACUCUGCUUCCGGCAAAGCUGAACGCGAGUCCAUACAUUCGGGCCAGUUCAUGGUGUCGACAUUUGAAGCUGAAGAGGCACAAGAUGAUCUCGAUGACAGUGAAGUUAAGAUGCUCGAUCCUGAGGAUCCCAGCCUGUCGAAGCCGGACGAACCCAAUACAUGUAUGGAAGUACAGUUGUAUGUGCCGCGAAAGUUGGCACAGCAGAACAGAUAUGGUUUCAACGAAUCGGCAGGCUCCAUAACAUCACAUCUGGAGAUUGAGACCUCACUCACAAAGCUCUUUAAAUGCAUGAAUUUGGCUUACAGUCAAAAAUUGACCUCACCAAAGUGGAAUCAUUUUAAGGGAGUUCGUUUGCGUUGGAAAGACAAAAUUCGCCUGAACAAUGUCAUUUGGAGGUGUUGGCACAUGCAGUUUAUUCUUAAACGCAAAACCCCGGUCUGCCAAUUUGCCUCGCCUUUGGACGUCGAUAUUCACAGUAACCCCCAAAGUGUCGUACUUGAGGGAAAGUAUUGGAAACGCCAAUUGGCUGUCAUCAAAGCUGAGUACAGAAAAUGGAGAAGAAAUUAUAAAUCAAAGGUGACGGGAUGCCUCAUGUACGAUGUUAAAAGUGAAUUCGACUUCCUAGAAUGGACGUACCUGAAUGAUAAAAGUUUUUUGAUAUCUGAUGAUUGGACCAGCGAUACUUUGUUUUCGGCAAUAAAUGCUCCUUUUCCCUUUCCAGAUUCAAGAGAAAUUGCGCGAGAAGCUGGCAACGCUGAUUUUAUACAACCCAGUUUAGGACCGUUACAACCGAAUUUAGAUGACAUAGAUUUAACUUUUACAGGAACUGAACAUAUGGAGUCAAGCAAUAUGAUGGAUGUGUCCGCGUCCAACGUUGUUAGCAGCAUGGCAAAUGUAAACGAGGAUGCCAAUAUGAUGGAAUUGAAUACACCGAUGAAUGCCUUAGGUUACACCGAUCUCGAGCAACAGUUUGCGACGCGUAGUGCCGCCAACAACAAUGUUCAAAUGAUUGCCUCGUCGGACAAUCGAACAGAUCAAGGUGCUUUACAGACCUUGAAUACAGAAUACGCCAUUAUGGGCAGCACGCAAAAUUCCGGCAACAUAAUGAUGUCACAGGGAAAUGCCCAAACACAUCAACAGCAGCAAAUUGACGCCUAUGAUAAUUCAGGUGGACCUAGUGGAGCUACAAAUUCUCUAGGAUUGGUAGAGAACAGUAAUGUGAUUGGUAACAGCAGUAAUAUAAUAGGAGGGCGACAAAGCAAUAGCAACAGCAAUGAUUUUCCCGUGAAAAAAGGACGUAUAUCGAAAAAUUCCCAACGGCCGUUCAGACGCGAACCCCAUAAUUAUGACAAAGCCCAGCCAACUAUGCACCAGACUAAUAUCUACCAGCAAAUGUUAGCCGAACAUCAGAAGACGCUAAUGACUAACAAUUCUCUCCAACUUCAAGCAACAGCCUAUCAACCAACAAAUCAACAGCGGCAGCAGCAGCAACAGCAACAGCAACAACAACAGACACUUCAAACUACUAGUAAUACUUUCACACAAUCACCCCAACAGUAUACUACGAAUUUAUUGAGCAACUCUACGAAUUUUGUCUCCUCGGAAAGUAUGAUCGGCAACAGUAGUGGCGGUUCUGGCGCUAGCAGUGUUAUGGUAUCGGGCGGUAACGCAUUGAAUACAAAUCCCAAUAUUAAUACCGGAGUUUACGGAAUGAUGGGUACGUCAGCUACGCAAAUGAGUGGCAAUAAUCAAUCCAACAGCAGUAAUAUGCUGCAUAAUAUCAAAAUCGAGGGCACAUCGUCGGACGUUCGAAAUAUGUACAAUUUACCUCAGACCUCGGAUAGUUUUGUAAGCUCCAAUCAAUACAAACCAUAUACACACACAGGCAGCUUUAAGAAAUCGGCAUCAACUGGUACAUAUAUAAAUGUUCGAGGAUCAGCGCCAGGGAAUCAGCAUUACUAUAUGCAACAGCAGGGACAGAACCCGCCGGGAAAUGGUCCAGGAGCCCCCUUGCACGCACAAUCCUUACCACCGACUUUGGGUUUGCAUUUGCCAAAUCUGACGAAUGCCCUCCACCAACAGCAACAAUCCCAAACACUGCAACAUUCUGCACAACUGUCGCCACCAAAUAUGCAACAAGCCCAACAACAGUCUAGUCAUCGUAUAAUACCUCCGCAAUUGAAUAUGGGACAACAGACCCAACAGCCGUCAACGCAAACAAAUCUGCAAAGUAUGUUGUCCACUCAUUCACAGCAGCAACAGCAGCAACCACAAUCCCAACAGCCGCAACAGCAAUCAUCUCUUGGUCAAGGUCUAGCAUCAAGUAAUACAAUGCCAAAAGAAAUAUAUCGUUCGAAUAGCUUGCCCUUGAAUGUUACACUGGCCAAAAUUGAUCAGCGCCUAGGACAGCACGAGGGAAAUUUUAUCGUGCCCAAAAGUCAUGUAGUCAAGGCAAAUAAAACUCGUACCCGCAGCAAUUCAAUUCAUCAGCAUAUGAUGCAGUCUUCCACAUUGGCCUCCGCUUCCAAUACAAUGGGUGGAGGUGUUAGUUCCAGUGGAACAGGCGCAAGUGUGAUGAUCAACAGCAACUUCCUUGGUAUGGGUCUUAAUGCUCAAUUGCAAAGUGCUACCAGCGAUCCCAUGAUAAGUAGCCCGUUGGCACAUCUCCUAACGACAAAUAAUCGGAUGCCGCCGCUAAGCAAACAGCAAAGUGUAUCGACAAGUGCCAUAUCGACAACGCCAAGCAAUGUUAUUCAACAGACACCACCAGCAAUACCAACACCUCAAAUAAACGUACAAAACAAAGGAAAUCCACGUUCAGGAACAGGUCCCAAGGGUAAUUUGUAUAUGUCGCCGGCACAACAGCAGCAAUCUACACCAUCCCCACCCUCACCUACAAUGGUCAAUAGUUCGGGGUCCAUAAUUCAACAACACCACCAACAACAACAACAAUGUAAACAGUUGGUUCAACAACAACAACAGCAGCAACAACAGCAUAUGCAGCAUCAUCAGAAUGUACAUAAAUCACCCAAGAAAUCCACAUCAUUGCCAGCACCUGCGGCCCCAUCAAUGCUUAGUAGUCCGCCUGCCAGUAAAAUGUUAAGUUUUCCCCUGACGGCAAGUUCGCAAAAUGCUUGUUCAGCAAACCUAAGUCUAUCGCCAGAAUCAUUUCAUGACCAAGAUUCACCUUUAUCGCCCACUCAUAGUCUGAAGUAUCCACGUGAUAGUCAACGCCGGGCUGGUCACAUACAUGCCGAACAAAAGAGACGUUACAACAUUAAAAAUGGUUUUGAUCAACUACACGAUCUUAUACCGCAGCUUCAGCAAAAUAAUGCUAAGUUGAGUAAAGCUGCAAUGUUGCAGAAAGGAGCUGAGCAUAUCAAACAUUUACGUAACGAACGGAAUAUACUCAAGGAACGUAUGGAUGCCUUACGCAUGGAACGUGAUGCCCUAAACAACUCGCUGACUCAUCUACACUCAAGUUUACCAGCCAAUGGGGCACCAGUUACACGACAGGGUACCGAACAUGUGCGACAGUUAUAUGAGCAGUAUGUGCGUACACGCACACAAGAAAAUUGGAAAUUUUGGAUUCUUGGUCUUAUCUUGGAGCCAUUGCUAUCAUCCUAUACAUCAACAGUCUCCAGCGCCAGCCUUGAUGAAUUAAGGCGUACAGCUUUCCUCUGGGUGGAUCAACAUUGUUCGCUGAUUGAUCUUAGACCCGCUGUUUCCAAUAAAUUGAAGUACCUUUCAAUGAAGACCGACAUCUUGUCUGAUCCACCAUCAGCCCUGCGAGAUGAAGUGGCAAAGGCGAUCAACAACACAAGUGGUCAACAUCCGAAUUUACAUGGAACAUAGGAUUUUGAAACCCCGUUAAAGUUUUUACUAUCUACUGUAGUUUUUGUUAUUUUUGUUUUGUUUUUAUUUUAUUUUUUCUGCUUUAUUUUACGUCUAAACUUCUUGUAGAAAAUGUAUAGAAAUUAAGAAAGAAAAAAACAAAGUGAUAUAUUCAAAUGAUUUUUUGAAAAUAUAGUUUCUUUUAGUUCCAACGUCUCGUUUUUGUUCCAAGAGUUUUUGUUUUCAUUUAAAAUAAUAUAUAUGCGUUUCGUAAAUGUAUAUACAAACCUUGUACAAAUUGCUUAUUUUUGUAUUCAACCAAAAAAUUGGGUAAAAAGAAAAACAUUAAGAGAAAAUGUGCCUAAAUUGUAAUACUAGUUAAUCUGAUCUGAAAUGAUUGCAAUAAUAAUAAAAAAAUACAUUUAAAUUGUUGAGUUUUUUUUCUUCUUCACAUACUUUACGCAUUUGAGGAAAUAAACACAGUUUCAUCCAUCUGUUCGUCAUAUAGAUUUUCAUAUAUUUUUCAAUCUUAAAACUAUAAAGCUUAAUUUAGUUUUUGAAGUGGUUUGCUAAUUCGUAAAAAACAGAUCAUAUAUCUCAUUUAUUCCAUGUAUAAAUAUUAUUAAGGCAGAAUUAUUUUAAAGCAUAUUUGUUUCAAUGUGUUUUUUUUUUUUUUUUUGUUUACGUUUAGUAGUUCAAAUUCUUACAACCCUUACAAAAUCAGUUAUAUUAUUAAAAAAAGUAUUUGCAUUUAUUAAAAAAUGGACCAUUUGUUGUCUGCUGUUGGAUAUUUGUAUCAAUUAAGUAAUUAAUAACAUAUUAAGUUAUGAUUUUGAAAACAUACAAUAAUGGACAUGCAUACAUAUUUCAAUAAAAUUUAUGUGUAAAA